GCAGAAAGUUUCAAGGCCGUAGAAGCGGAGAAACUGCAACUCGCUGAUCGGCUCGCCAAAAAGUCUCGCGACCUUGACCUGCUGAAACGCUCGAAAUCCCAUUGGGACUCUCGUUCCGCCGAUGCUGGUAUUCGCAUAGAGCAGCUGGAAACCCAAAUGAAAUCGGCUCAGGAAAAGCUGAAUGAAAUUGAAAUCGAGGAGCAAGCCAAGGCUCGUAAUCUCUAUGAGCCGCUGCUCGCGUCGCUCCGUUCCCAGCUGGCGAAGUCGGAUCAGGAAUUGAAAAACCAGAGACUGAUGCAAACCCUGAAGACGCGUGACCUGGAAGGAGUUCAUGCAAAAGAGAUGGAAACCCAGAAAAAGUAUUUCUCGAGCCAACUGGAUUUGGUUGAUCGAGAUAAGAAGAGUUUGCUGCAAAUCGUCGACACUCAAGCGAUGGAAUUGCAGAAAAUUAAGCAAGCUCAAACUGUUUUGCAAGAUUCCCUCAGGCAAGCGGACAAAAACACUCGAGCCUGGUCACAUAUCGAAAACGACAGCCAUAGAACAGGACUCGUAUUAGAAGUUGCAGAAAAACUCAUUGCCUUGGCGGAAACGGAAACCGCGUGGAUUAGCAAGGCAGUUGAUCACACGGCCCAGAUUGCGAAACAAUUUCAGCACAGGCCUUGUUCCGAGGCAUUAGUUUGGAAAAAGGUCAAGGCUCUGGAAGAACAGCUGGGUGACUUGCGACGAUUGACUGGAAACAAAACUAAGAACCAGGACCAGGACCAGAACCUGAACGCAGUUGGCGACCCGUGGGAGGACCGUGUGCUGAAGUCGUGCGAACAGCGGGAAAUCGCGCUGCUCCAGAACUUGGUAGCCGGGAAAACUCGCUCUCAGUCCUCGUCGGCCAGCAGUUGUGAUCCUCGAGUUAUUCUGGACCAGAACCUGAACGCAGUUGGCGACCCGUGGGAGGACCGUGUGCUGAAGUCGUGCGAACAGCGGGAAAUCGCGCUGCUCCAGAACUUGGUAGCCGGGAAAACUCGCUCUCAGUCCUCGUCGGCCAGCAGUUGUGAUCCUCGAGUUAUUCUGGCAAAUCCCCAAGAAAAUGGCGAUGAUUCCCCCGACUGCACAUCACUGGACGCGUCGGUCGCAAUGGAUAUUGACUCAUCCGUCGCGUGUUCUGCUUCGAUUUCGGCGUUUGCUGCUGCUGCUGACUUAGUUCCGGCUCGCCAAGAUAAACUAGUCCAGACAGUUAAUGUUUUUCCUGGCGAACCCCGGGUUACAGGUUGCAAAAGCGAGCCAAAACUGAUGCGAGACAAACAACCCCGGGCCCGACGGGCUUCGACGUGGCGGUGAAAAAAAGAAAAAGAAAACGAACCCCGCGCGGAUGAGUGCAGGAAAGUUGAUAGUGCUGGGUUCCGGAUGGAGGGUUUCGAGUGACUAUAAGCACGUGUUAUUUCCGCCUGAGACACGCUGUAUAAUUCUCUUUCUCUCUCUCUCCUUUUUUCCAGUGUUUUGAGCAGCGAGGUUUAAAACCAAAAAAAGAAACGCUAAUCGAACAA
Messenger RNA from Notodromas monacha, 1538 nucleotides. The record is from the annotation of a GenBank genome assembly. Lineage: Eukaryota; Metazoa; Arthropoda; Ostracoda; Podocopida; Cyprididae.